Molecule: messenger RNA, 156 nt
Organism: Scutellospora calospora
Lineage: Eukaryota; Fungi; Glomeromycota; Glomeromycetes; Diversisporales; Gigasporaceae
Source: the annotation of a GenBank genome assembly
ACACAAGAGUUACAAGAACUACUUCAAAAUAAUAAUAUUAAUCUAGAGGCACAAGAGUUACAAGAACCACUUCAAAAUAAUAGUAUCGAAUCUUCAAUAUCUGCAACUUGUAUCGAAUCUUCAAUAUUAACAAAUGCUACUAGAUACCAAUAUAAA